GCCUCUAUCGUGGUUUGUAACGCUAGGUAGCAGCCAGUAAGUAGCAGCUGGUAUAGCAUUUUGUGUGUUCCCUCAUCACUCCCUCACACCUUAUCCUAUCGCAUUAUCACUUUCUCCAAAUGGCGAACGACCAAGACCAGCAAGACUCUCCCCAACAAAAUGCCCCUUUCUCCGAUUCCGACUCCGACUCCGACUCCGACUACGACUCCGACUACUCCUACGACGAGGCGGAGGACGAGGCCUUCCGCCGCGCCUUUGGCCAACGCGACGAUGGUGACGACUCGUCAUCGCCGGAGAACCCGAAGCGCGAAGACCCGGAGGCGAACUUUCGCGCCUUCUCGGAGGCGCUGGAGAGUCCCGCGAUGAAGGAGCUGCACGAGGAGCUCGACCCUUUGAUUGCGGAGAAGAAAAACCCUUACGACUUCCCCAGAGACCCCGAGGAAUGGACCGAGCAGGACCUCAGGGAGUUUUGGGCCGAUGGGCCCUACGAAAUCGGCGGCACGGGCUGGGACCCCGUUUGGGCCACUGACGACGAGUGGCGCUAUGUGAAGGAGCAGAUUGCGGACGGAGAAGAGCCUCCCAUUGCGCCGUUUUAUCUUCCUUACCGGAAGCAUUACCCUCCCAUUCCUGAUAACCAUUACGACAUUGCCACCCCCAAGGAUGCUAUUGAGGAGUUGGAUAGGAUUGAGGAGUUUCUCAAAUGGGUUAGCUACAUUUUCGAAGAUGGAAGCACGUAUGAAGGGACUGUUUGGGAUGACUAUGCUCAUGGGAAAGGAGUUUAUGUUUCUGAUGAUGCAUUGGUCAGGUAUGAAGGUGAAUGGUUUCAAAACGAUGUGGAGGGUCAUGGUGUAGUUGAAGUCGAUAUACCUGUUAUAGAACCUGCUCCUGGGUCCAAGCUUGAAGCAAAGAUGCGAGCUCAAGGAAAGAUAAUAGCAAGGGAUUUUCUGUCCCCAGAAGACAGAGAAUGGCUUGAGAAGGAUAUUGAAGAUAUGUAUUAUCUUGCAGAUGGGAACUAUGAAAUCCCCUUUUAUGAGAAUGAGGAAUGGGUUAGGCAAUUUGGAAGAAAGCCGGAGAAAGGUCGCUAUCGUUAUGCUGGCCAGUGGAAGCAUGGGAGGAUGCAUGGAUGUGGUGUAUAUGAAGUUAAUGAGCGUAUCUUAUAUGGUAGAUUUUAUUUUGGAGAAUAUGUAGAUGACAUUUCGGGAUGCGAUGAAGACAUUUCAGCGAUGCAUGCUGGUAUAGCAGAAGUUGCUGCUGCAAAGGCUCGCAUGUUUGUUAACAAGCCAGAUGGAAUGGUUAGAGAAAAGAGAGGCCCAUAUAGUGAUCCACAGCAUCCUUACUUUUAUGAAGAAGAGGAUGUGUGGAUGGCACCUGGCUUCAUUAACCAGUUUUAUGAAGUUCCUGAUUACUGGAAAGUAUAUGUGCAUGAAGUAGAUCAAGAAAGAGAAAUGUGGUUAAACUCUUUUUAUAAAGCUCCUCUUAGGUUACCCAUGCCAGCUGAGCUUGAGCACUGGUGGUCAAAAGAGGAGAAUCAUAAGAUUCCUGAAUUUGUCCUUAUUAACAAGGAACCGGAGCCAGAUCCUGAAGAUCCUUCAAAGCUUAUAUAUACCGAGGAUCCUCUCAUCCUCCAUACACCAACUGGAAAUAUUAUCAAUUAUGUUGAGGAUGAGAAAUAUGGAAUACGUUUAUUCUGGCAGCCACCUUUGGGAAAGGGUGAGGAUGUGGAUCCUGAAAAGGCUGUAUUCCUGCCCCUUGGUUAUGAUGAUUUUUUUGGAAUAGAAGAUGAGAAAAAAAAGGAGAGCAUAUGGAUGUGUAUUAUACUUGCAAUUGAAAAUGCAUGCAAGCCAUGGUUUGAUAAGCUAGAUAAAUGGACUGAAGAGCAGAAAAAAAUUAAUGAAGAGGAAAAAAAAGCAAUUGAGGAAGAUCUUGAACUGAUAGAAGCUGAAAUUGGUCUAGAAGAGGCCAUUGAGGAUAUGGAAGAGUUAUUGCGCAUAAGAGAGAAAGAAGAGGAAAAGAAGGCAAAGAUGGGUUUGCUGGAUGAAGAUGAUGAUGAUGAUGACAAUGAAGGUGAUGGUGAUUAUAUGACUUCUGUAACCAAACAAGAUGAAAAGGCUCCUGCAAAGGUUGAAGAAGUUCUGGCAGAGGUGGAAGAGGAAGAGGAAGAUGAUGAUGAUGGGGAUGAUGAAGACGAUGAUAAUAGUGCACAAUCAAGUUUUGGGUCUGUUGAGCAGGGACAGACAACAGAUCAGCAGAAGGGAAAACCUGGGAAAUCUCCAUUUUCUGCAUCUUCACUUGCAUUUGCUUCUAGCAGCCUUAUCUCUGCUGUUCCAGCCAAGCUGCAACUAUCAUUUUCAUUCUGGAACAAGGGGAGAUCAAAACCGGAGUCAGUUCCUCCGCCAUGCACUGAUCGUUUGAGUAAUAUGAAAACAGUUGAUUCAGUCAAUUUCCGUCCUGUGACCAGCCAGAACGGUAGCUUGAAGGCUGUGGGCAAAACACAUGGGAAAGUCAAGACGAGAAGCUCUUUAGGUGGGAAAUUUCUUGGGGUGCACUCUCAGACUCGAUCACAUAUGUUGGCUUCUGCAAAUUCCAGAAGCAACUUGAAGGAGCCAAGAGUGAGCAGUGACAUGUGGUUGCAUGCAGCACCAGAGAGGGAUUUAGACAGCAUACUGUCUUUGCAUUCAUCAUUGUAUUAUUUUGAAUAACAUAGAGAGACUAUUUCGUGAUCAUAUCCUGUCCAUUUUUUCCCAAAUAAGAGAGGUUCCCUUGAAAUACAAGUUUUGAGAGCCGUUUUGUUGUUGUUGCCCUUUCUGUAGCAAAAAGGAGCACACGUAGGAUUUUGGUGAGGGCAGAGACAUAACAAAAUUUGUUAUUUUAUUUUAUUAUGUAUGUCAUUCUGAAUCUGAAAAGCAUCUGCUGAUAGAAUUGUUGAAUGCUGUUUACAUUUUUUCUCUUUCA
This is a messenger RNA of Glycine soja, 2952 nucleotides long. Its product is annotated as protein TIC 100-like. The record is from RefSeq and is a predicted model, not a curated record. Bases 120 to 2699 code for a protein of 859 amino acids. Lineage: Eukaryota; Viridiplantae; Streptophyta; Magnoliopsida; Fabales; Fabaceae. Gene Ontology annotation, cellular component: cytosol. The transcript has 11 exons.